Molecule: messenger RNA, 1051 nt
Organism: Nicrophorus vespilloides
Lineage: Eukaryota; Metazoa; Arthropoda; Insecta; Coleoptera; Silphidae
Product: alpha-tocopherol transfer protein-like
Exons: 6
Coding region: 187-975 (262 amino acids)
Cellular component (GO): membrane
Molecular function (GO): phosphatidylinositol bisphosphate binding
Source: RefSeq, a predicted model, not a curated record
AAGUUUUUCACUUAUAAUCAAGAAAAUAAUGGACCAUUUCGUUAAUUGAUUUUUUAAGUUGACUUGAAGUGUAAAACUCCUAUCCUAUCGUAUAGUGAUGAUGAGUUUAAGCAGAUUCUGGAGAUUCGUGGAAAAACUUUGGAGCAACUACCAGAAGAUGUUAACAUCAUAAAGGAAUGGCUGAAGAUGCAGCCGCAUUUACCCAUGCAUCCGACGGACAGACAAAUCGUCUGUUUCUUAAUAAUGAACAAAUUCUCGAUUGAAAGAACGAAAGAAAAAAUUGAUGCCAAUUACACUAUCAAAGGAUUGAUGCCGGAAUUGUUCAGCAAAUCACCGUUACAUCCGGACGUCCAAAAAACGAUCUCCUUAGUUUCUUGCGGAUUUAUGCCUAAAUUGAAUAAGAAAUUGAACAGAGUUUACGUGUGCCGGUUAGAAAGUACAGAUGUUGUCCUGUUGGAUGGGUACAAUUACUUUUGCUCGUUUUUGGAGAUGAAAACAAUCUGCGAUUUCAGCGAUUCCGAUGAAUACAUCUUCGAUUUUAGUUAUUUUCCGAUGAAAAUGGUCACGAAAUUCAAUCCCAUGGAUUUUAAACGAGUGCUCACUUUAGUUGAAAAAGUUUACUCGAAUCGUAUUGCUGGCCUUCAUUACGUAAAUAUUCCAUCUUAUGCUGAAGCUAUGAUAAAUUUGAUUAUAUCGUUCUUGAAACCGAAGAUUCGAGAAAGAGUGCGCAUCCAUAAAAGCCUCGAGACUUUGGGUGAGUUUUUCGAGAAGGAUCAAAUUCCUAAAGAGUUCGGUGGAACUGGAAUAUCGUUGUCGGAAAUUUGUGAUAAUAUGAACGUUUUAUCUAAGGAAUACGAUGAAUACAUCAAGGAAUCCAAUAAUGCAAGAGUGGACGAAUCUUUGAGACCGACCAAACUCAUCAACGAUGAUUUCUUGGGUUACCAUGGAAACUUUAAGAAACUUCAAGUCGAUUGAUUCGCAUCACUUAUUAUUUUUUUUUUUAAAUUUCAUUUACAGCAUUAUUUCUAUGACUACUGUAAAAUAUAAAUAA